AAAUCCUCUCAUAUUCCACCUCACUGUUGACAAUAAUCCUGGUAAUAAAAUCCCUAGGCCUUGCUACUGACAUAACCUAUGUAAUUUGCCAUUGAACUGAUGCAUAAUGGAUUCUAAAGGGGCACGAGCAUCUCUUCUUUUUGCUCACAAACACUGAAAGGUGCAAAACAGAUCUCCUCACAUCAUAAUCACAACUGUUCCAUACCCAGGAUAAUCUACGAAUGUCCUCAUAUUACAACGCAGCUUUAUCAAAAAGGCCCAACUACUGCCUUCACUUGCACCUAAUGCCUGACAAGUGAUUGUACUUACAGUAUAUGUGAAUAACUCGCAUUGCCUACUCUCAUUUCCAGGGGACAAGUUAGAAGGUGACAUGGACAACCCCCCACCUUCCUUUUUGUUUUUUAAAAGUGUUGGAUGGAAUUCUGUGGGUAAGAGUGAAUUGGUUGUAAGACAAGGUGAAGAGCUUGUGCAUUUCAGCUGCCAAUAUCAUCAUUUCAUCAAGAUGAGUAAUAGUCACCCACUCCGUCCUUACACAGCUGUGGGAGAAAUUGACCAUGUUCACAUUUUGUCAGAGAAUGUCGGUGGUCUGAUGAAUGGGGAAGAGUACAGUGAUGUUACCUUUAUUGUAGAAAAGAAACGUUUUCCUGCACAUAGAGUCAUUCUGGCUGCUAGAUGCCAUUAUUUCAGAGCACUAUUAUAUGGUGGAAUGAGAGAAUCUCAGCCUGAAGCAGAAAUCCCUCUUCAGGAUACAACUGCAGAAGCAUUUACAAUGCUGCUGAAAUAUAUCUACACAGGCCGUGCUACAUUAAGAGAUGAGAAAGAAGAGGUACUCCUGGAUUUCCUGAGCCUGGCUCACAAAUAUGGAUUCCCAGAAUUGGAGGAUUCCACCUCUGAGUACCUUUGCACCAUACUCAAUAUUCAGAAUGUUUGUAUGACCUUUGAUGUUGCUAGUCUGUACUCACUCCCUAAACUGACUUGUAUGUGCUGUAUGUUUAUGGAUAGAAAUGCUCAAGAGGUGCUCUCCAGCGAAGGCUUUCUGUCACUUUCCAAGGCUGCUCUUCUAAAUGUUGUGCUGAGGGAUUCAUUUGCAGCACCCGAAAAGGAUAUUUUCCAGGCUCUGAUGAACUGGUGUAAACAUAACCCUAAGGAGAAUCAUGCUGAAAUCAUGCAGGCAGUGCGCUUACCCCUGAUGAGUCUGACAGAGCUACUAAAUGUUGUAAGACCUUCUGGAUUGCUGUCACCUGAUGCCAUUUUGGAUGCCAUUAAAGUUCGUUCUGAAAGUCGGGACAUGGACCUCAACUACAGAGGCAUGCUAAUACCAGGCGAGAACAUUGCAACUAUGAAAUAUGGAGCCCAGGUUGUAAAAGGGGAGCUGAAGUCUGCUUUGCUAGAUGGGGACACGCAGAAUUAUGAUUUGGAUCAUGGUUUUUCCCGACACCCAAUUGAUGAUGACUGCCGUUCUGGCAUUGAAAUUAAACUAGGUCAGCCGUCGAUAAUCAACCAUAUACGAAUACUACUUUGGGAUAGAGAUAGCCGGUCUUAUUCCUACUACAUUGAGGUGUCCAUGGACGAGCUAGACUGGAUCAGAGUGAUUGAUCACUCGAAAUAUCUUUGUCGGUCCUGGCAGAAGCUGUACUUUCCUGCCCGUGUCUGCAGGUUAGUUUAUAUGCAUGAUCCUCUAUGUGUAUCUUUUCAGUUCGUAGGCACCUAAAUAAGAGCCUUGAUUUUUGCAGGUAUUGAGCAGUGUUCCCUCUAA
This is a messenger RNA of Pelodiscus sinensis (Chinese soft-shelled turtle), 1756 nucleotides long. The record is from RefSeq and is a predicted model, not a curated record. NCBI's taxonomy places the organism in Eukaryota, Metazoa, Chordata, Testudines, Trionychidae.